Ostertagia ostertagi is the source of this 2004-nucleotide messenger RNA. The record is from the annotation of a GenBank genome assembly. NCBI's taxonomy places the organism in Eukaryota, Metazoa, Nematoda, Chromadorea, Rhabditida, Trichostrongylidae.
GAUCCUGAGGACUUCUUCCGACCAUCUACUGGAUCGGUAGAGGUGCUGAAUUUCCGAUCCGCUCAAAACGUUUGGGGUUACUUCUCGGUUUCUAGUGCUGGUAAAGUGCACGAGUUUGCGGAUUCGCAGUUCGGUCAUCUGUUUGCUCGCGGUCGAACUCGUCACGAAGCUGUCUCUGUGAUGUUGUGUGCCUUACAAGAAUUGGAAUUACGUGCUUCGUUCGCCUCUCAAGUGUCUUACCUAGUUGACAUGCUGAAGGAGCCAGAUUUUACGGAAAACCGCUUCAAUACUCAAUGGCUUGAUAACCGCAUCGCCAAUAAAAUCCUCCAAAAAGUGCCUCUUCCUAAACACGAAAUGAUCGCUAUAAGCAGCGCCGUUAUUGGUCAUGCAAGGGUGACUACAGCUUUCAACAAUUUCAGAAAUGCUGUUGAGCGAGGGCAGGUUCUCCCCACAAAGGACUUGACAGAGACGUUCCUCUUUGAUCUAGUCAAAGAUAUGAGUAUCUACAAGGUGACGGUAACUCGCAGUGGAGCUCUCAAUUAUAUAGUUUCCAUGAAUGGUGGGAAAACGCAAGUGGAAAUUCGUCUCUUGGGUGACGGAAGCUUGCUUGUCACUCAUCAGGAGCGCAGUUACACCUGCAAUUUGGAGGAGACUUCUGACAAGUUCAAGGUGACCAUCGGCCGAUCAAUAGUGGUUUUCGAAAAGGAUAAUGAUCCUAGCAUUCUCAAAUCGCCCUACACUGGGAAGCUGUUGGGAUACAAAAAACAAAAUAGGGAAUGGGUUGGCGUUGGUGCAGUGUAUGCUUCCGUUGAGUCAAUGAAGCUGGUGUUCAACGUUGAGGUGAAGAAGGCUCCUGGGAGAUUAGAACACGUCGCCAAAGAGGGCGAUCUGCUCUACCCUGGUUCCGUGAUUGCUCGUCUGAUCGACCAGAAGGAUGGUGAGAAAUAUAGACCAAGGCCCUUCCUCGAAUCGUUUCCCGAAUGGACUGAGUUACCUGACAACGAACAUGUUAUACCUGAGACGAAGAGGCAUGGCAGGUGUUUUGAUAUGUGCAUGAACGUGCUGAAAGGUUCUAUCCCUCCAGGUGCCGAUUUUAGCAUGGACGAUCUUGUUGAGGAGCUUUUUUGCUACCUUGAAAGCUCAACUUUGCCGUUUGCACUUUUCAAGCAAGCACUUAAUCCAAUGGUGAACCGUCUUCCUGAAAAAUAUUGUACGAAAAUAAAAGAAAUUGCGGAGGUGGAUUCUAUGGGAAACUUCGCGCUGAUUAAGUCGAUUCUCGACGAUUAUUUUGGCUCGCUGAGUCAUACAGAAUGGGAGAUGGCGAAAGCUGUGUGUAACACAGUAUAUCAAAUUUGCGAAAGGUUUGAGAAUGGUCUGCUUUCAAAUACUGGUUAUGUGCUCAACUCGUUGCUUGAUGAGUACAAACAGUGCGAAAGAUUCUUCGAAGGUCGCGUUUACGACGAUGCUGUUGCUCUUUUGAAUGAGGAGUUUGGCGCCGACAAAGAUCGUGUGGUCGCAAUGAUUUAUUCGCACACUCAGCUAAAAGGGAAGAACAAGCUGAUGUUGGCCUUGCUGAAAGCAAUCGAAAAACGUGGAAUGCACCUGGUCACACCACUUAUCAACAAUCUUCGAGAAAUCGGUAAUAUGUUCCACACCGAUGAGAUUGUCUGGGACAUUGAAAAGGUUAAUCUGACGGAUAGAGACAUGAAAGAAGUUCUGUCGGUCAGCGAUGCAGUGGCCAAGCUGCGCACUCUGUUUGAGAAGAUGAUGGACAGUGGCAUGAAUCCGAAGGAUUUGUACAGCUCUAGUCCAUGGGUGCACAAAGUCAUCCAUGAAUUCUUUUUCGAUGAGAAAUUGGCGGACUUCGCAAUUCGUGCUUACAUCGGUCUACAUUUCGCAGCCGACGAUGUUACUUGCACAGAGUUGCCUUGCGCUAAUUAUGACGCCAAAGUGUAUGACUUCUCCGUUGACAACUACAAUCUUGUGUUCGCAGUGCCUUUCUAA